GCCAAAGGCUGCCGGGGUCUCCGUCACGGCCUUGCGCCGCCCGAGGCCGCGACGGCAAGGAGGAUUGGUUCUGCCAUGGUGAAGGCCUUCCAAGACAUGUUUGACGCAGGGCUGGUGCAUGGCGAUCUUCACCUGCACAACGCGGGCCUGAAAGAUAUGGAUUCGACACCCGCUGUCCAGCUGAUCGACUUCGGGCGCUCUGCGAGCAAGGCGGCAUGUACAGGUAAGCCUUGCGGCGAGGCAUUCCGUGCUGGCCACGAGUACGAUGUGUGCCGAUUCGUGGUGGAGUUGUGCCAAGCAUUUGAUGCGUUGCAGUACGACUUCGAAGAGAUGAUCCAGGAAUGCCAGAAGGAGCUGAAAGAGCUUAAGAAGACCAAGGAGGCUGCUGCUCCAACUAGU
Symbiodinium pilosum is the source of this 399-nucleotide messenger RNA. The record is from the annotation of a GenBank genome assembly. NCBI's taxonomy places the organism in Eukaryota, Dinophyceae, Suessiales, Symbiodiniaceae.